AUGCGAUACACAAAUCGCACAACCACCUUUGCGGUUCUUACCCUCGUCUUCAGCUCAUUGGCAUCUGCAUCGGCGUCGAUUCUUGGAAUCGACUAUGGCAGCGAGUUCAUCAAGGCAGCUCUGGUGAAACCAGGUAUUCCAAUCGAGAUCGUCUUGACAAAGGACUCGAGACGAAAAGAAGUUGCAGCAGUAGCAUUCAAACCGAAAUCUUCAACUCACCCCGCCAACAGCAGCCCAGAACGACUAUAUGGCGUUGACGCCGUUAACUUUGCUGCAAGAUACCCGGAUGAUGUUUACCCGCACUUAAAACAACUUUUGGGUGUCUACGAAGCUAGUGACGAAAGAGUAUUGAACUAUGUCGGACGUUUCCCAAAUCUCAAGUUGACACUUGCCCCAACCGCCGGCCGUUCUACUGUCGAAUUCCGUAGCAAUGCUGCCCAAGAGGGCAAAUUUGCUCUUGAGGAGCUUAUUGCAAUGCAGUUAGCAAAUGUCAGAAGAUCCGGAGAGGCUCUUGCCGAUGAUGGAAACACUAUCACAGACUGUGUUAUCACCGUUCCAGCCUAUUUUACAACUGAGGAAAGACAUGCCAUCAUCGCGGCAUCGGAAAUUGCGGGUAUGAACGUUAUGGAACUCAUCAGUGAUGGAGUCGCCGUUGCGGUCAACUACGCCAUCCCCAGAUCAUUUGCCCCAGAUGCAAAGGAAGAAAUCCACAUCAUCUACGAUAUGGGAGCUAGUUCCACUACUGCAACUGUUGUGCAGGUCCGCGGCAAGACUGUGAAGGAGGGUAGAAGCAAUAAGAAUGUCACUGACGUUUCUGCUCUUGGUGUUGGAUUCGACCGAACCCUUGGUGGUGAUACCUUCAACCAGAAGAUGUACGAACUCCUCCUUAAUGAAUUUGCGGAGAGCAAGGCCGGCAAGAAGAUCGCAGAGAAGGAAGGAAAACCAAUCAAAGACCUUCUUACUGGAAAGCAAGUCGCCAAACUCUGGAAGGAGGCAUCUAGGGUUCGACAUAUCCUUAGUGCGAACACCGAGGCUUCCAGUUCCAUUGAAAGUUUUUUCCCGGAUGUCGACUUCAGAAGCAGGAAGAUUCAACGAAGCGAGUUCGAGGAGCUCCUCAAGGAAUAUAUCGUUAGGAUUUCCAAGCCAAUUAUCGACGCCGUCGACAAAAUGAAGGGUGGAUUGGAGGUCAUCGACAGCGUCAUUAUGUUUGGAGGUGGUGUCCGAGCUCCAUUCGUUCAGAAGAUUUUGACCGAACUCGUCGGGGACAAACUUUCAAAGAAUGUCAACGGUGAUGAAGCCGCCGUUAUGGGUGCCACUUUCAGGGGUGCCUCUUUGAGCAAGCUCUUCAGAGUUAAGGAUAUCAGAGUCCAGGAUGUGUCCUCUUACACCGUCGGAAUGAGAUACACCUCUGAGGCCACCGGAAAGGAACUCAACCAAAACCUUUUCAACGCCCCAGCGUGGAGAGGCCACAGCCGUUUCGUCCCUAUCAAGGCCACCAACGACUUCAGUUUCGAUCUUUACCAAAUCAAUGGCCACCCUCUCGACCCAGCGGCUCCAAAGGAAGAAAUCUUCAAAGUUACAACUACCAACUUGACUGCCUCCCUUGCUAAGCUCAAGGCCGAUGUCAAUUGCCUAGAAAACACGAUCACCGCAACCGUCGACAUUAAGAUCGAAAAUAAAUUUGGUCUCCCAGAAGUUGUAUCUGCUGACAUUGGAUGCGAAUACGACGAGAAGAAGACCGGGAUUGUUGAUGAUGUCAAGGGAUUCUUCGGAUUUGGCAAAGAUAAGGACCAGAAGGUUUUGGAAGACGAGAAGUCCUCUAAGUCCGGAGAUUCUUCAUCCACCACAAAGACUACUAGCUCUAAAUCGAAGACUAAGUCUACCACCGCUACCCCAACCCCCACCGGUGAGAAUGGAAAGCCAAUUGAGAAGGUUCAAGUCUCCUUCACUGUCGAGAGAUCUGGUCUCACUCCUCUCACCUCCGAUGAAUUUGCCGCUGCGAAGAAGAAGCUCCAGGUCUUUGAUCAAGAUGACACCACAAGAGCCCAGCGCGAGGAAGCUAGAAACAAUCUUGAGGCUUUCACAUACCGCGCCACCGAGCUCCUCUCAUCUGAGAGCUUUGUGGCCGUGUCCACUGAAGAACAGCGAGAGAAGCUCCAAAACAAGAUCAAUGAAGUCUCCGACUGGAUUUAUACCCGCGAAGCUGACGUUGCUGACCGUACUAUCCUCCUCGGAAAGCUCAAGGAGCUCAAGGAUCUCGAAGGACCCAUCAGCAACCGUAGAAAGGAAGCCGGAGAGCGACCAGAUGGUAUCGUUCGCCUCCAGACCAACCUCAAGGAUGGAAAGAAACUUUUGGAGAAGAUGAAGCAAGCCGUCACGAAGCACACUGCGAAUCUCGAGAGCUGGUCAAGCUAUUCUACCAAGUUUGUUGCCAGCGUUAGCUCCUCCGAGGCAGCCGCCUCUGCAUCUUCUGCCUCUGCCGCUUCCGCAUCCUCUGCCUCCGCUGAAGCUGAAGCCAGCAAGAGUGCCGAAGCCGCAGCGUCCGCGUCUGCAGAAUCAAGCAGCUCAACCGAUGCCUCCGCUUCCCCAAGCAGCAGUGGAGAUCCACUCGAGAAUCUUGAGGACACCACCUCAAGCAGCAGCACCUCUACUUCUACUACUACCAAGAAGGCCACCAAGUCCAAAUCAAAGUCGACCAAGAAGCCCACUCCAACCCCAGCCCCAGUCGUACUCUACUCUGAACCCGACUGCCAAGGCUUCGACACAGCCCUCCAAGAAGCCGAAAAAUGGCUCGCCGAAAAAUCCAAAGAACAAGACGUUCUCAAGGCCUACGAGGACCCAACCCUCCUUUCCAAAGACCUCAAAUCCAAGAGCCAAAAACUCGAAAAGGAUAUCAAGAAGUUCUCCGGUCGAACAAAAUCUAACUACGCCCCUCCACCACCACCCCCACCACCCAAGAAGGCAAAGACCGCACAAACCCCCGCCCGAAAACUUAAGGAGGAACAGGCGAGGAAGAGUCUUAAACUCGAAGGUCUAGCGGGUGUUGAAGGUAUCGAUGACACCGUCAACCGAAUGCUCGAGGGCAUGAGUGACGAGGAACUCGACAAACUGAUAGAAAAUGUCCAGGCGGAAGAGGCCAAGAAGGCGAGUGGUGAGGCAGAAGAGAAGCCAAAGAUUAAGGUUGAGCGUGUUAACCCUGAAGGGGGUGAACCCGAAGCCGAAAAGAAGACAGAAGGACAUGAUGAGCUAUAG
This is a messenger RNA of Orbilia oligospora ATCC 24927, 3252 nucleotides long. RefSeq lists its product as uncharacterized. The transcript is spliced from 2 exons. Gene Ontology annotation, biological process: negative regulation of hypoxia-induced intrinsic apoptotic signaling pathway; endoplasmic reticulum unfolded protein response; cellular response to hypoxia. Gene Ontology annotation, molecular function: ATP-dependent protein folding chaperone; ATP binding. The record is from RefSeq and is a predicted model, not a curated record. Gene Ontology annotation, cellular component: endoplasmic reticulum chaperone complex. The coding region runs from base 1 to 3252 and encodes 1083 amino acids. Lineage: Eukaryota; Fungi; Ascomycota; Orbiliomycetes; Orbiliales; Orbiliaceae.